Anopheles merus is the source of this 480-nucleotide messenger RNA. RefSeq lists its product as uncharacterized. The transcript has 2 exons. The record is from RefSeq and is a predicted model, not a curated record. Lineage: Eukaryota; Metazoa; Arthropoda; Insecta; Diptera; Culicidae. Bases 101 to 421 code for a protein of 106 amino acids.
AAAAGCGCUCGGCUGAGAUGUGGAAAGCAUCAGUCAGUCGAACGAAAAGCAUCUUGAAGCAAGCUCUAGGGAACAUUCAAAGAUCUCAAUACAAAUAAACAUGAUCAAGCUUGUGUGCCUAUUUGCCCUCGUCGCUGUUGUAGCUUCGAUGCCCAAUGGACCCUUCGCACCACCACCAAUGCAGGCUCCGAUGGGACAGAUCGAGAAGCGUGAAGCCAUCGCACCGGAAGCAGUGGCAGAAGAUGCACCCGUGCAGGAAAGUGCAGUGGAGGCUCAGGACGAUAUGGACAAGGCGGAAACGUUUGGCUUCGGAUACCACAAGGUCAUUCACGUGGGUGUGCCAUACUACCCGCCCUAUUACCAUUAUCCGCGCUACUACCACGGCUAUCACGGUUACCAUGGAUACGGACAUUACUGGUAAAGGUAGUGUGGUGAAUUGAAUUGUAAAUAAAGAGCUAAGAUGAUUUAAAAUUCGAAAAU